AUCUACAACCCACGACGUGCAAAAUAACCAAUUGCUUCUCGGUCCACUUGCUCAAGCAUGGAAUUACUGGAAUUGACGCGGUAAACAGCAACAUUCGCCAUCAUCGCCAACUAAUUUUAAUCAACAAUCAACAACAACCAGCAAUCCCCGACACGACACGAUAAUAUUAUGGCAAUGGCUUCACCAACGCCCAUGGGAUCCUCCCAUUUCGCAUCGCUCCGACGGCCAGCCUCGAGACAAAACUUCAAGCAGCCAAUCUCGAGGCCACAACUGACUCGUGGCGAUCCUUUAUCUGCAGAGCGAAAGACGCAUGCGCGAACCUAUUCACUGAACGAUAGCUCUGACGAUGAGAUCCCACUGCCGAUGAUGAAGUUCUCAGCACUGACAAACGCCUUGCUCAAUGAUCCUGCGCCAUCAGUCGACACAUCCCUUCCGCAGACGGCGCGAACAACCCCAGAGCCGGACAGUGAGGGGUUUCAGUUCAAGGCUGGAGGCUCAGGAGUUGUUGCGGACAAGAAGUUGUCGCCGCCCGGAAGCAGGAUUCACAGCCCAUAUCCAAGGAGAAUUGUACGAUUGAGUGGCACACCUUCGACGUUGAGAAGGACAUCAUCUUUAUCUGCGGUACAGAAACGCGGAGAUCAGCCUGUUGAAAAGCCGGAGAGUCCGCUCGACCUGAGUACACCAGCACAAGCCCCUCGAACGGUCCGCCUGCCUAUCUCAUCUUCUGGCAAUCAUGGACUGUCAUUUGGCUCAUCAGGAAGACAAUCACAUAGAACAGACUCGGGAUCUAGGAAUGAUGCAGCACCCGAGUCUCAUGAAUAUCCUACGACUGUGGCGCGAUCACAUCUUGCGACAAGCCAGGGGAGUGUUUCGAGAUAUCAGCCUUCGACGAUUGGGAGGACGAAGUAUGGAGAGGAAAGCUCCAUGCGAGUGAAGAGGGUUGGGAAGGUGGCUGGGACAUUCUUGAGCGGACCGGCUCGAAGAGGGAGAAGGCGCAUGGACGACGAGGACCAGAGCCCAGUUGAUGAGCGUGACAAUGCAUUGGAUUCCGCGCCAUCGAGUCAAGAGCCUCAAAGCCAAGAUUCACACGCACCGGAAUCGCAAGAUCAAGAUGCAUUAUCAAGCCAGGAACAGGAACCGAUUAUGGGAUCACAUAAUGCUCCAGGUUACAGAGAUUAUGCUUCCGGAUCUCCUAUAAGCACGAGAGAAGCGUUGAAUUCGAUUUUGAGGUCAAAUUCACCUCCACCUCCUACCUUGGCCAGUUCGCAAAGACCCAACUCAGUGCAGUCGAAUGCAGUCUCACAGCCUGCUCAGCCGAUCUUCAAGAUGCCAGCUCCUCGUCCAGAUUUACCAUCAACGCAUGAUCAGGAGAACGAAGCUCCUCCAACCUUCAAGCGGAAUAAACAACCGUUAAUACACUUGGACAAAAUGGAGAAGGUUCCUGUCCGCCCAGAGAGCAUGGAUCUUGACAUCUUGCGCGCUGCCACACCCUCAGAAAGACGACCGUUGGCCCUCAGGAGUCAGAACACUCCCCGAAGACCUGCACCUCCACCUCCCAAGAUGUCAAUUCUCGACGCUGCAACAAGUACCGCUGGUGCGGCUACAGCUUCUCACGCUAGUGGGAAGAGGAACCGACUUAAGGUCAAUGGAAAGCCGUUCACCAGGCUUGACUGCAUUGGACGUGGUGGAAGUUCUAGAGUCUACAGAGUGAUGGCAGAAAACUCGAAAUUCUUUGCAUUAAAGCGGGUGUCACUUGAAGAUGCGGACGAGGCGGCUGUCAUAGGCUUCAAGGGCGAGAUUGACUUGCUCAAGAAGCUAGAAGGCGUGGAAAGAGUGAUUCGUCUCUAUGAUUACGAACUGAAUGAGGAAAAGUCAACAUUGACUGUGUUGAUGGAAAUGGGAGAGCUUGACAUGAACAAGAUGUUGGAGCUACGCUUGAAGUCAGAAAACGCCAAAUUAGACACCAGCUUUGUCCGACAUUAUUGGAAGGAGAUGUUGGAGUGUUUGCAAGCGAUUCACGAGCACGAUAUCGUUCAUUCGGAUCUCAAGCCUCAUAACUUUGUUCUCGUUCAGGGACGACUGAAGUUGAUCGAUUUCGGCAUUGCAAAUGCAAUCCAAACAGACGAAACUGUCAAUGUCCACAGAGAGAACCAAAUCGGGACACCAAACUAUAUGUCCCCCGAGUCUCUUAUGGAUUCCAAUGCAAAGCCGGAUGCCAGAGGUCGAAUUCCAAAUGAGCCAAAACUCAUGAAGCUUGGGAAGCCUAGCGACAUUUGGUCUUUAGGAUGCAUUCUCUACCAAAUGACCUAUGGUCGCGCUCCCUUCGGCCACAUCCUGAACCCAAUGCAUCGUUGCCAAGCUAUUAUCAACUUCAACUACGAGAUCGAAUACCCUACUCUCGGGGUCGGAUCUGUGCCUGUACCUUCGGCACUCAUCAAAACAUUGAAGCGCUGCCUGAACAGAAAUCAAUUUGAACGUCCUUCUGCAACCGAACUUCUCGACGAAAAGGAUACAUUCCUCAACCCGAUUGAUUAUGAUGAAGCUCUACCCAUCAGCGAGGAGCUCCUUGGACGUAUCCUCCUCAAUGUUGCGGCGAAAUGCAAAAAUCAAACUCCAACCGAGACGGAACUCCUGACUCUUUGGCCAAAAGCCUAUUUCGACAGGUUGCGGAAAAACAUGGCGGAAGGGAAGCCAUUAUAGUGAUUUCUUGUGUUUGGAUACUUGUACAAGAAGAAGUGUGUCGAUUUCAUGGACGUGGCUGGGUGUUUGGAUUCGGAUUGGCUUUGGAUCCGGUUUGAAUGUGAAGAUAGGGGGAGGGAGAGGAAAGAAGAAGCUGUGUUUCUACAAUCUGCGUUUAGCGUACAGGCGUUUUUGAAGGAGCUCUGGGCUUGCGGGCAGGAUAUACCAUUUUUACAUUAUUGAAGCCUAGCUUUUUGGACGGCUUUUGUAUUUUUCUUUUAAUGAAUACAUGAGUGGGGCUUGAUAUCGAAGGUACCCAUUUGUUUCUAUACCGAGAUUUGGAUAUAUUAUGACAUUGUUGAGUAUAAUUAUAUGAAUUCAGGCCCAGCCAAGUGGUUGGAUUACUAUCAGACACAUAAUAAAUAAGUUUCGAUCUCUGUUUAUGUCUCGUUCUGUCGGCCGAGGAGGAUCACCGACUUGGAAAUCCCCCUUCCCCCACAACAGGAACAGUUCUUAAUCCACUCAAAGUUCUACGAUACCAAACACUAUAUAAUCUUACCUUCCAAAAUGGCAAUAGCACAAUUACCGUAAGAAGAAUAUCAUACUAUCGCCAUACCAUAUCACCCUCUUAAUUCCGCAACUGUGGACCCGGGAAUCCCCCUUUUGACAUUCGCGGCUUCAUUCCUCCCCAUUACUAUUCACUAAACUUCAGCCUCAAGGCAGGAAAGGCCGAUAUCAAAAGCUGCUGGUAACAGUUGUGGAGAGGAGGAAAUCCGAAUCUAGACCCAUAUUCUCCUUGUCACGAAUUUCUUACUUCACUACUAAUAUCGUGGUAAAGCUGAAUUUAAGUUUCGCGUCUGGGGGGGUUUCCGACCCCGCCUUGAGCUUGAGUACUUG
Cadophora gregata is the source of this 3576-nucleotide messenger RNA. It is a transcript of the gene MPS1, whose product is annotated as Dual-specificity kinase, spindle pole body (SPB) duplication and spindle checkpoint function. NCBI's taxonomy places the organism in Eukaryota, Fungi, Ascomycota, Leotiomycetes, Helotiales, Ploettnerulaceae. The transcript has 2 exons. Bases 169 to 2700 code for a protein of 843 amino acids. Gene Ontology annotation, biological process: mitotic spindle assembly checkpoint signaling; meiotic spindle assembly checkpoint signaling; chromosome segregation. The record is from RefSeq and is a predicted model, not a curated record. Gene Ontology annotation, cellular component: nucleus; spindle; kinetochore. Gene Ontology annotation, molecular function: protein serine/threonine/tyrosine kinase activity; protein serine/threonine kinase activity; ATP binding.